This is a messenger RNA of Trichechus manatus latirostris (Florida manatee), 5388 nucleotides long. It is a transcript of the gene GGTA1, whose product is annotated as glycoprotein alpha-galactosyltransferase 1 (inactive). The coding region runs from base 2840 to 3943 and encodes 367 amino acids. Lineage: Eukaryota; Metazoa; Chordata; Mammalia; Sirenia; Trichechidae. Gene Ontology annotation, biological process: carbohydrate metabolic process. Gene Ontology annotation, cellular component: vesicle; membrane; Golgi apparatus. The transcript has 8 exons. The record is from RefSeq and is a predicted model, not a curated record. Gene Ontology annotation, molecular function: hexosyltransferase activity.
GGGAGAAGAGCAGGCCAGUGUUCCAGCCCUGCCCUCUGUCUGACCCUGCCUCUGUCCCUGCUUUUGUUCUUGUUGCUACCUCUGUGUCCAAGUCUGACUCAGUCUGUCCCCAUCCCUGUCGCUGCCUCUGUCUAGCCUUCCGGACCCCGGUCUAAGGGACUGCAGGUGGAGGUCUCUCCACAUGGUCUGUGGGGGCUUGGGGCCGGAAAGGAAGGGAGUCUCGGGGCACAGGGUGGGACUGACCGAGGAAGUCUUUUGCAAGGAUUGAGGGGUCAGCCCCGUCUGUUGGGCAGGACAGAGUAAUGGCUCUUGUCAAGGACACGAUGGAAAAGGAUUCCUCUGGGAAGGGGGAGCCUGAGAGGAGCGCACGAACUCCUGAUACUAGGGGUAUUUAGAGGGAGAGGUUAGAGGGAUUGGAGAGCUGAGGACCAAGCCAAAAACCUAGCCUGGGGAAAGUUCCAAAGAUUGUAACUUUGGCAGCGAAAGUCUCUGCUGCAUUGGAGUAGUGCGAGGCAAAAGGGUCCCUUCAACUCUUCAAACUGCCUCGUUUCCACUCAAAAGGGACACCAGCCCGCAUUUGCAAAUGGCAGAAAAGCAGCUGAACAGAAUGAUUGCACAAACUCUUGAAAGACAUCCAAGAAACAGUAAAGUGGGAAAAAAUGUCAGCGUGUGAGCAGAGCAGAGAAGGCACAGGGACUUCAGAUUCCUCAAUCUUCCCGCUGGUGGCGGGAGGGAGGAGGCAGGUGGGGAAGGUGUCAGUGCCACUCCUCCCCCCAGGAAGGAACCUAGACCUAGGCGGCUGUUUUUGUGGCUUUGCCUGUGGUGUACUUUCCUUCUACCUCCUAUACAGGCCUGGGGGCCUCCUGCAUUCUACCUGGAGUAGGUGUGUCUCCGUGGCAGGAGUUGCAGGAUGGAGCCCUGGCUGGGCAGCUUCCCAGCUGGGAGGCACUUGCCCAGAGGAAACCUCACUUUCCUCAACUGUGGAAUGGGGAUACUGCUGAUGACUUCCCUCCUUGGUUUGAGCAGGGAAAUGCAAAGUACUUUCCAAAAGGGGAGUAAGGAAUAUGGUUACUCAGUUGCACAUCUGUGCUUCUUUGGCUACAAUAAGCACUUCUACCUUGAUCAGUUAUUUCUGAGUGUACCUUGCUUUCCUUAUCAGAUGGGAGCAGAGUGCAGAUGGGAGUUAACUCUAUUGUAAGGAUGGGUGCUGAAUGACUGAAAAAGGCAGAGCUGAAACAGUCCCUAGAAGAUUGCAGACUAUGCCCCUGGGAGGCCCAGGAUCCUGUCCAAGGGCCACCGUGGUGGGGGAGAGGAGCCUAAGGGCUCUCCUUUCCCUACUUCAGUUUGCUAAGUUUUUGCUACCAGAUUCCUCAGAUCCAGUCUGAUCUGGUCAUUUUUGAUGGAGAAAUUGGGUAGAGAGAUGUGCAAAGUGACAUGGGCAAGGUCCCGCACGAACCCUGGUCUGUUAAGUCAUAGGCCAGGACUGACCUUGGCCUGGUCAAGGUGGCUCAGAGAAGCCGUUUCUCCAGCUCUUGGCCCAGUUCACCUGUACCUUAAUCCCAGGGUCCCAGGGCCAGCUCCUUACCCUUCUGAGAGAGGAAGCCUAUGAGUCUCAUCCUUUGAGCAUUUCUAAGCCUUUAUUGGGACUUUUGCAUGCAAGCUGGUUGCACAGUGUGAAGUUGAAAAGAAUUAGGUUGCCCAGGAGCUAGCUAGCAUUCUCACACUGCCGCUUCCCCAGCCCAGCCCAACACAGAGAACUGUGCCUUUACUCUGUAUCCCUGUAGUCUUUCUGCUGGUUUCCUUUAAAUGUUGAACAUGAUAGUGGAUCCUAUUUCUGACUGUUAGGAUCCAAGUGACCUCAAAUAGGAGGCUAGUGAUGGUGGUGACCAUUCCCUUAUGGCGUUUUGUUCCAAUUUCAUUGGGUUCUUAAUCGUUACUAUGGUGGGAGAUGACCCCCACCAUACUAAUGGGCUGUGUGCUGGUCCCUUUUCUAAUUCUCACAUCCACUGGGUAGGGAAAGUGUCACUAGCCCGUUUUAUAGUUGAGGAAAUGAAGGUUCAGAGAGGUCAGGUAGCUUGUUCAUGUGCACUCAGUAUUAAAUGGCAGCUGACAUUUGUCUGACUCUAAAGACUGCGCUUUUUCCAUUACAUCACCCAUGUGAUGGCUAGAAAAUGGCUAGUGGACAGAUGUCAUCAAGUCUAGGCGGGUGGGAAAAUGGUAGAAAAGAGGACAGCAUUAAGUGGAAACUAUGAUAUUGAAAAUUCAGGACAAGAUACCCUGCUCAGAUAAAGUCACCUGAAGAAAUUGAUAAGGAGAACAUUUAUGUGUCGGGCUCAGAAAGGAAAAUGAACCCAGCUGUAGGGAAUACAACUGUGUAUACUGAGAAGCACUCAGACAAUCUGUUUAAAUGAAAAGUCCUGGCAGCUGUCAUUGCUGGCAGCGUUAUUGGCUUUCUCUUUGCAAUUUUCCUUACCCUGAUGUUGGUAUAUCAGGAAGAAAGGACGAGGGAAGCCAUGACCUCAGGGAAUGCAAACUAUCCAGUGCUGCUUAACAGAAGGCACCUACUGAGGAAUUUUAUGCAUAAAACUCCCACUUAGUGUCUCUAUGUAUGAGAUCACUGAACUUUUAAAAAUAAAACUUUUGCAUAGAAUGAUGGGAAAAAGAAAGCCGGAGGACAGCACCGUCCAGGAUAUAUAUUCCAGACAACAUAGGAGUUGGAACACAGCACCUUUCCUUCCUCCUAGCCCUGCCUCCUCCUGCUGCACAACGGAGCUCAACAGAACUUUGUUAUUUUGCCUUUUACACUUGGGGGAAAGACACAGACGAUGAGGAGAAAAUAAUGAAUGUCAAAGGAAAAGUAAUUCUGUCAAUGCUGGUUGUCUCAACUGUAAUUGUUGUGUUUUGGGAAUAUAUCAACAGCCCAGAAGGCUCUUUCUUGUGGCUAUAUCACUCAAAAAACUCAGAAGUUGGUGACAGCAGCACUCAGAGGGGCUGGUGGUUUCAGAGCUGGUUUAACAAUGGGACCCAAAGUUAUCAAGAAGAAGACAUAGACAAAGAAAAAGGAAGGGAAGAUAGAAAAGAACUUCAGCUAUCAGACUGGUUUAAUCCAAAGAAACGGCCAGAAGUUGUGACGGUGACUGGAUGGAAGGCUCCAGUAGUGUGGGAAGGCACUUACAACAAAGCCAUCUUAGAAAAUUAUUAUGCCAAACAGAAAAUUACUGUGGGUUUGACAGUUUUUGCUAUUGGAAAAUAUAUUGAGCAUUACUUAGAGGAGUUCAUAAUAUCUGCUGAUAAGUACUUCAUGGUUGGCCACAAAGUCAUUUUUUACAUCAUGGUGGAUGAUAUCUCCAGGAUGCCUUUGGUAGAGCUGGGUCCUCUUCGUUCAUUCAAAGUGUUUGAGAUCAAGCCUGAGAAGAGAUGGCAGGACAUCAGCAUGAUGCGCAUGAAGAGCAUUGGGGAACACAUUGUGGGCCACAUCCAGCGUGAAGUCGACUUCCUCUUCUGCAUGGAUGUGGACCAAGUCUUCCAAGACAACUUUGGGGUAGAGACCCUGGGCCAGUCAGUGGCUCAGCUACAGGCCUGGUGGUACAAGGCAAAUCCUGAUGAGUUUACCUAUGAGAGACGUAGGGCAUCAGCAGCAUAUAUUCCAUUCGGCCAGGGGGAUUUUUAUUACCACGCGGCCAUUUUUGGAGGAACACCCAUUCAGGUUCUAAACAUCACCCGGGAGUGCUUCAAGGGAAUCCUCCAGGACAAGAAAAAUAACAUAGAAGCAGAGUGGCAUGAUGAAAGCCACCUAAACAAGUAUUUCCUUCUCAACAAACCCACUAAAAUCUUAUCACCAGAAUACUGUUGGGAUUAUCAUAUAGGCUUGCCUUCAGAUAUUAAAAUUGUCAAAAUUUCUUGGCAGACAAAAGAGUAUAAUGUGGUUAGGAAUAAUGUUUGACUUCUAACUGUGCCAGUAGGUUCUAAAUUUGACAGAGUAUUAUUCUGGCUACUUUCUCAGAAACAUAACACUUAAUUUUAAUGUUAAAAAUACUAACAAAACACCAACACAACAAAGGUAUAUUAUUUCUGCUUGUAACUUUGAACCUUGUAAUAUGGGAGAAAGAAUCUAUGGUAAUCAGAUGUAAAGUCCCAAUGAUUUCUUAUCCUGGGUUUAGGGGAAAUACUGUCAGCUGAAUCAAAAGAAUUUGUCACAAGUUAAAAGGAAAAAAAAAAAGCCAGAAACACUCUACAUGUGCCAGACAAUGUACAGGAGGAAAGGGUGCUAAGGAACCUGGUUGGCAACAAAAUCCAGCUGGGGCAGGGGGUACCCCUUUAGUUUAAUGACCUCCUUUCCUUGACGAGUCUAAAGCAACAUAAAAUUGCUUUGCAGUAGGAGAACUCUUAAUAAGAACUAAGGACGAUCUAACUUGACAAUCCUCAAAAGAUUUCCAUAGCAGAUUGUGUUAGGCCUUUUGUAGUCUUAUGUCCUUCUCUCAUCAGGAUAUUGUUUAGCUUUGGUGCCAAAGAUUGGUAGAGAUUCCCAUUAGAUAUCAUGGUGAAUGUUAACAGUCAUAUGGAAUCUGUAUGAGCCAGUGGGUUCUCAGCAUGAAGUGGAAACAAAGUUUCAAAGUCAGUGAGCAUUCCAUGAAAUAGCAAAGAAUGAGUGGAAAGAGAGGGGGCUGAUCACUGCGGGCAGUGCCACCUCAGAGGGGCACAGUGCAUAGGGUUGGUGCUUAAACACAUUGUGGAUCCAGGUGAUGAAUGGGAGGCAGUGUGGAUACCUCCAGCCUCUUUGACCCAGUGACUACCCACGUAGCAGGGACUUGAAUGGAAGUUGCUUCUUCUUUUGCCCAAGUCACAUUCAGUCUGCCAGACUCUGCACUUGAGUCUUCAAAUCCUUGGCGAGAAAUGGAUAGUGUCAGAGAAGGCAAAGGCCUGCAGUGGAUUGAAGAGACCUGCAAGUUAUGGUUCCCAGACCUGGGCUUCAUCAGAGAACAGUUACCAGCAAGGCCCGCCAACUGCUCUAACCCUCAAGGUCCCUCAGCCCAUCAUGCCCCACCUUGGGGGCCGACAUCAAGUAGCGGGGCUGGAGGAAAAGCCCUCCCAUCAAAAAAAAAACACUGCCCUCGAGUCCAUUCUGACUUAUAGCAACCAUAUAGGACAGAGUAGAACUGCCCUCCUGGGCUUCCAAGGCUGUAGAUCUUUAUCAAAGCAGACUGCCACAUCUUUCUCCUGCAGAACAGCUGGUGGAUUCGAACCACUGACCUUUUGGUUUGCAGCUGAUUGCAUUAAACACUGCGCCACUAGGGCUCCUUCUCAUCAAAUAACCUGUCCUUUUCCCCUACCCCAUUCGCACUAACAAAAUGUAACAACCAGGUGAGUUUAAAGUCAAAGUUAAUUGAU